Porites lobata is the source of this 9838-nucleotide messenger RNA. Lineage: Eukaryota; Metazoa; Cnidaria; Anthozoa; Scleractinia; Poritidae. The record is from the annotation of a GenBank genome assembly.
AUGAAAUCUUUGAACUCCUCAAAAUCUCAUCGGCUCUUUGAUUUCGUUCCAUCGGUAAAGCCAUCGGUUGUCUCUGUGAUGUUAGUUUUCAUUUGCGGGUGUCUCUGGUUGAAGAAUGAAACAACAAACGAACGACUCAUCGCACUAGAAUCUCGCCUUCACUGUUUUUCCUGCGUCAAGAGUGUCUCGACUGAAAAUCUUGACAAGAUGACUCUUUCCCCGACAAAAGACAGCACAAAAUAUCAUUACAAGAAUAUACGGACACCUAUUUCAGAAGGGAUCGGCCAUACGAACUCAGGUGAGGUGGUUUACCUUGUCCUACGGCUAACAUUCAGACAUAAAUUUAAAAUUUUGUCUUUUCUUCCUUCCGGAGAAACUUCUCGGAGAGGUUUCCUCCGGUUUAUUUUUUAUUUUUUUGGUACUGCACGUUAUAUAAAAACGCCUAUGGAAAAUACUCUGUGUAAAUAACUCUGCAUUGCUUUUUGACCAGUUUGUAAUUACAGUCAACUCUCUGGCUGAGAUGGACACCUUUGGGACAAUGCAGGGGCACUCAACUACAGUUUUCUGUGAAAUAUCUGUUCGGAGAAGCAAAAAUUGCCUAGAAUUUUCUAUGCCUUGAGGAAGGCUAAGAAUUUUUAGAUGAACGUUCCUUUCAUGUACAAUUUUCGAGGGCUUAUCCCUUAAAUUCCCUAAUAACGAUUUUCUGAAGUUUAAUUUUUCGCAUUUCACUCUCCAGAAUACGCUUUUUUUCUUCACAGAAAAAGGAAGCAUAAAAUUUUCGGAUUCGAAAAUGCGAUGGAAAGAGGAAUAGGAAAAAUUCUUUCUUUUCGUAAAACUUUAAAUUGCAUCUAAAAUGAAUUCCUAACAAUUUCGAAAAGACUCAAGUUGCCCUAAGAUGACCGAACAGAUAUAAAUUUUAUAGCGCCGAUUAGAAUGUAUUUCUAAAGAUCUAAAAGUACUAAGAUACUUUAGAUAGCCUAAAAAGUAUUUUGAAUCCAUUUAGGGGAAAACCGUCGUUGGGUGCCCCAGUGGGACCACCACUAGGUGUCCGGCUUCGAGAGAUGUCCGCCUUAUAUAGAGUCAAAUAAAGGGAAUAAGAAAAGGCAGGGGCCCCACUCUAAGUGGCCGGUAUACAGAGGUGUUCGUCAGUAUAGAGGUGUCCGUCAGCAUCGGAGGUGUCCGUCAAGAGAGAGCCGACUGUAUGAUCAGAAGACCUCGUAUGCAAGUAAAAAGCAAUACGGGAGUCACGCUGUAAACGAUAAUUAUUACACAACUUGUUAGUAGUAAGAAAAUUCCUUUUCAUCUCCCUUUCAAACGCCUGGCACGUAUUGCACAGUUUACAUUGAUGAAUGAGAGGUGCUCACCAUUUACACAGAUUACCCAGGUGAAAAUUUUGUGCAUAUUCAUAAUUAAGGGACGGGACUUUAGAAAACUGAUUGGGGGAGGGCAAAGUACCCCCCAAAAAAAUUCAUACAAGGGAAAUUUCAUGCAGCUCGAAAAUUCCUUGCCCCCACCCCCACAACUUUUCUAAUGGUCAGUUCUUAAAACUAUAGAUUUUGACGAGGUGGGAGAUUCCGUCCCGCUGAAAUGUAUAUCCAAAUCAUCUGUAAUCUGUACAGACUAAAAAGAGUACAAAUAUUGCAUCACUUUAUUAAAUCAAAGCCCAUAUUUUCAGAAGAUUCCCAAUGGAAUGGCGCGAACCAUUUGAUUGUCCAAUGGGAGUAUCCGUUUUUUUAAUGGUUUUCAUGGUUUACUUUGAGGAUUUUUCGUUUGUUAGAAAUAGUGUUUGUGGAUGAUUGGGAUCAAAGGUCACUAAUGCGCGCUGGAUUCAUAACUGAAUUAACUAAAGAUUGACUACAACGGAUAAUUAAGUUUCGGAAACUUUGUCUGCUCCAUGAGGAGGAAAUAACUCGAAUGAUCUGUCGUCUAAGAGAAAUGAAAAAGUAGAGGAGAGGCAGCGAUAACGUUUUUAAUCCAGAAGGACAUUUUAAGUGAAAGAAAUAAUAUUAGUAAUGAAGUAAGGGAAUCGAUAGCCUCGUUUAGACGUUCCUUGUUUCCUGAGCUUUGACAGGGAGGGAGAGGGCGUCUGCAAGGAAAUCAGUCCUCAUGCCAGUACGACGUCAUGUCUCGCUUCGGUGACUUUUCAAAAUGGUGAGCAAAGUCGUUGUUGAUGAGGAGGAUAAAAUAAUAUAAUUCCUUACGCUUAUCUUGUUUCAUUUUCUUAGAUUUUGCUAGAUUAAGAUUCCUAUUGAAAUAGAAAACCAGUAUAUUGUACUUAUUUUGGAUGAAACCUUCAGAGAUGUAAUGAUUUUUUAAGAGUUCUUUCGAUCGUCGAGCAUGAAUGUCGAGCAGUCAUAUCUACCGGUCACACUUUCGAGGGCCAGUGCACAGCGUUGUUAUGGUGUCUCGACUCAGCAAUAGGAGGUUCAUCCAAGGACAUACCAGGCUUUGAGCACGUGUAAUCUCAGGUCUUCAUUGUUGAUGGUUCAUCAUAUCAAUCCCUUCAAAGUUCGUUUAGCGGCAGGGCGGAAAAGAGGUGAGUGUUAAUUUCUCUUUAUUUCAAGGCAAUUCCCUGUGGUAGUUUCGAAAACGAAGACCGAAGCACGUAGCACCCAAAUCUCGAAAACGAAGGCCCUAAAUCUCGGAAACAAAGCACCCAAAACUCUAAAACGAAGCACCCACAAACUCGAAAACGAAGGCCCCUAGAUCGAAAACGAAGCACCCACAAACUUGAAAACGCGGUAAAGCGUCGCGUAAGAGUAAUACGCGCGAUACUCACACUCGGUCUUCAGUCUCGUUUCAGACUUUUUGUGUUACUGCUCACGCGUACUUGAAUACGCCAAAAUCUGCUGACGGACAGUUUUGAAGUCUACAUAAGCAUGUAUGUGUACCGAAAAAAUGCAUAUUAAGAUAAGAUGUAUCAAAUAUAGCGAGACUAAUAAUAAUAUUAAUACAGGAUAUCCUUUCUAGAAACGUUCAGUUAAACAGUUGGCAGGCUUUUAUAAAACCUUGGGAUAGAUUUUGUGGACCUUUGGAGGUGCGGACGCAUCCGCUGCCUCCACCUGAUUCGGAUUACGUGAUGCAAGACGUAAAGUUGUAGUUAUUAAACCUACAGGGGUUUCGAGUUUUGGGUGCUUCGUUUUCGAUUAAGGGUGCUUCUUUUUCGAGAUUUGGGUGCUUCGUGCUUCGGUCUUCGUUUUCGAGUGCUUCGUUUUCGAAACUACCAUUUCCCUGUGUAGGGGAUACUCCUGUAAUUUUCUAACUCAUUCCCGAAGGAAAACAGUUUUGUUAAAUUAUCAUUUUUGUGUAAAGCACGUCUGGCUUUAUGCAGCUUUGUGCAUAUUAUUGUUACCAAAAUUAACUAAGUGGGCUAUUGAAAAUGCCUUUUCACGAGCAGCUAGUAUUGUCUUGUGUCUUGGAGUCAAUUAAAUUCAUAAUCAUAACUAUAACAAAAUUGUCAAAUCUGAUUGGCUAUCAACUGCCCUGAUUUCAGCCUUAAUUGGACAGUUUAAUAGGACAGUACGCGUCAUGCCUAAGUAAUUGGACAGUACGCGGCAUCACGCGCGCUUAAAUGGCUUCUUUUUUUUCACUGCUAGCAAAAUAAAAUUUCGAAUUUCUUUUGUUUUGAUUUAAAAAAUAGCCUAUUAUAUCACAAAUUUUGUUAAAGUUAUGAUUAAUUGGUAACAGAACUUCGUGUCGUCCAAUUCGGUCUGUAAUCAUACUCGUGAUUAAACAAAUCGGACUCCCGCUUCGCGGUCGUCCGAUUUUGUUAAUCACUCGUAUGAUUACAGACCGAAUUGGACUCCGCUCAGUCCUGUUACCAUUACUUAUUAACGGAGGCAUUUAAAGACACCCUGUUCAAGACGCAUAGUAGUGAAAUUGUUAACAGUGUUUUAAACUCAUGACUUAGGACAAUGCUAGGACAUCAAAACCCAUUCAGGACAAUUCAGUGGCAAAUUACCAUUAAAGCAGAAAUUGAGGGUUUUGCUUCAGAUUGUCAAAUUAUAAGCUUACCCCAGGAUUUUUGUUUGGGAGUUAUGGAUUUAUGACUGAACUUGCUUGGCGUUGAGGACUGUUAGUCCUAAAUGCUCUGGAAGUAUGACUUCCUUGGACUGUAAUAUUAUUGUAAGAUCUGAAUUGACAUUUUUAAAUGAUCCAUUGGGUGGCAACCAUUGAGGAAUCACACGGCAGGGUACAAAAGGGAUUUUUUCUCUCAGUGCUAUCCAGAGGUGUUGGUUCCCCUCAGUCAAAUAAGCACAGCCAGUGUGCAGGUCACAGGAAAUAAUCAGAGGCUCUUGAAAUCCCUUCUUCAAAAUGAAACGCCUGACUUGCUCCAAGUGAUUAAAAUCAUUUCCCAGCUUUGGUGUCAGUGAUCUGUCAAAUUCUCUGUACUCCCAUAAUUCUGUUGUUUUUACCAUUUGAUUAAUCAUAUGUUUGGUCAAACAAAUCAGACGUGUAGGAUUUGGCACACAUCCUUUGUUUUUCAUUUUCAGUGGGCUCAUCAAGUUUUUGGAAAAAUAAAUCUUCUGAACUGUCUAACAGGGCAAUGUGUCCUUUUGUAACGCAGCAACCGUUUCCUUAAAUGAUUUAAUUUCUGGUGGUUGCUCAAAGGAUAGAUCUUUAGUAGCUUCGUCUCUAACACUAAUUUUCAGUUCUCUUGGUGGGUCGUGUGUUGGCUUACUCCUUUUUUUUAUUUAUUUUAUUUUUUUAAUGUUUUUUUUUGUAAUUUUUGUAAAAAUUUUUAAUUUUUUUCUUUUUUUUUUUUUAAUUUUUUAAAUGAAGACUAGUGAGCAGCACAAAGCAGCUCGAGGAUCUUGUUUACUUGAUUUUAUUUCUCCGACCGGUUUCAUCUGAUCACACAGACUUCAUCAGGGAGUAUAACAAGAUAGAGCUAAGGAACUAACUUGAGCCUUCUUGUACUCAUUCUGUAUUUUUAUAGAUCUCAGAAAGAAGGGCUGACAUGAUAUACAUAUGUAGCUUGCUUUAGAUUUGUCAAUUGAAUCUUUAGCAUGAUAAAAGAAAAUUGUGAAAAUCAGUUUUAUUUCCAGUUUGCUCAUCUAGAAAGUUGCAUUGUACUACAAACAAGUUGCUGAAUACAUUUAUGUUGUGGUUAUUGCAGGGGAUGUCACUGGAAAGACAGACUUCAUUUCUGCACUGUAAAGACUGCACAAUGCAUGGGCUGACCUUGAGAAUGCCACGCUCGGCAUCACUUCGAGAUUUUGAUGAACUUUUACCUUUUGACCCCUGGAUGCCAAACUGGCAUUGUGUUUAUCACACACCCUUUGAUUUUUAACACUUUCCAUGUCCCCAAUAAGGUCUGGAGGGCUACACUUAAUUUCAUAUCUUCCAAUAAGGCUGUCAAAUUUGCGUGCACCUGCAUCAUUUUCACACCCCUAAGGUGAGAUUUAGCACCUCCAGUUAAACGCCCAUUCAUAAUUACAGCCCCUGAUAUCUCUUUUAAUGACACAAAGUCAUGCAAAGGUUUACCUCUGUUUGAUAGCCAGUAUAAAUCACUGGUUAUAUUAGAUCUGAAAUUCAUCUGUGAUCUCAAGUCAAAGACAGUUGCAUAUGGUGCAAAGGAAAAAGAGUGUGAUCUAUAACUAGAAUUGAGGUAAAGAACCUUUUUGACUUGAACACCAUGCUGAAUAAAAAGCCAGGGUGGUGAAAUUUUACCAUUUUUAGACAAGAAUAGCUUAAUAACAUACCAAGGAAAAGGUACAAAGCAGGGCACAAUAGGGGAAGGUCUGUAAGAUGAAUGGAACUAGCAUCAAAGCUCUCACCAAAUGUUAUUGCAGUUACCAAAUACAGAACUGCCAGAAAUCGAUAGGGUAGAGUACAUAUGGCCAGAAGGAGAACAGUGGCUGCUAAGUAAAAGGGAACUGAAUUUCCCACUGCCAGAGAUUGAGUUGUUGUAAUGUUAAACAAGAUGCUAUAAUACAGUAAAAGGCAUGUAACCAUAACAGUAGAAAGAAAAUCCUUUGAUGCUAGACUCCAAAAAUAUUGCACAAGGGAGUAUUUGUAUGUUGACUUGAACUGUAAACAGGUCUUGUGAAGAGGUUCAAGCAGAUGUAAAAACAAUUUUAUAAUAAAAACGGAAGGAAAGGAAAUAAUCUGCAGCAAAAAAAUUUAGUGUUUGGCUGUACUUAACUUUGCAAUUUGCCUUGAACAACUGUUGCAAAUGACUUUCCAGUUCAUUAGGACGAUGGUUGUAACUACAACACAAACCAGAGUUAAAUUUGGAUAGAGUAUAUUGGAUAGGAGGAUGAGAUGGAAAUGCCUUGUUUUAAACUGUUGAAAACACGAGCAUAAUAACAGUAACAUUGCCCACUGAAGCACACCCAAAUUUGAAUCAAUUUUAGUGACAAAAACUUGCCCCACUCCAUUAGCAUGCCAUUUUUUAAUUGGAGUUUGGCAGAAACUUGAAGGGAUAUAAAGUCUGUAAGGAAGCCUUGCAAAGUUAAGAAAUGCUUCUGAAAUAGAUACAGGAUAUUACAUGGCCGCGCGGAGAUACGAAAUUUCUCUUCGAGUGUUGAAAAAUAUUUCACGAGUGAGCGCAGCGAACGAGUGAAAUAUUUUUUCAACACGAAAAGAGAAAGAGUACCAUUUUUUAAGCAUGAUUUGUUUGUCUACAUUUUCUUUAAAAUACUUAUUGUAUUUACAGUACAAUAGGCCAGUUGCGCUAAGAAGUCACGUGACCAAUGCUUCCUUAAAACGAUGAGUUGGAAUCUUGCUGAUGCCAAAAAUUGACAGAGCACAUAAACAUUAUCUUACACCAGAAAUUUGAGAGGAAAAGCACUUAAGGGAGAUAUUUUAUGGCACUUUGAUUUUUCAACAAAGCAGUACGAUUUGUAUUGGCCGCCUUGUUGGAGGGCAUACUCUUGCCCUCCAACAUGGCGGCCAAAACUACUUUUUGCUUAUAUCUUGUUAAACGUUUGAUAGUUGCGCUCAGAUGUGAUGUAAACGUUACCACAUCAUAUUUUCAACAUUUCCCUCGAACUUUAAGUGCAAAAUUUGGGUUCUGAAAGAUGUAAUUCCUAAUUUUAAAAACCACAUUUUCUUCACGUGACCGGCUACGAACUUAUUCAUUUUAAGAAAAUGGUGCGGGUUUGAAAAACCAAAUCACUAUUAUUUUGUUUAAGAUAUGACCCACUAAUCGUUUUUCGAAGGUAAAAUCAUAUAACUUUCAUUUUCAUAAAAUCGAUGUCACAUGACCUCUUAGUGCAAAUGGCCUAUACUAAUUAUACCAUUAAUAUAUGUCACUUUUCUUUUGAUUAUUAUCGUUAUUACACUUUAUUUUUAUUAUAACUAAGUAUUUUCCAUUUACUAAAAACGUUUUUCUUGUAUUUUUGUUUUUAUUUAACUGAAAUAGUUAUCAAAUAUUUGGUGAAUUAAUUUAAGUUGUGAUUUAAGGUCAAUUAUGUGUCACACUUGUGUGUUCAACACCAGACUUUAUUUACAUACACCAAAUAUGAAAACCAAAUACAGCUUAUUGCCAAAGGCACGCUGUUUUUGAAAAGAACAAUGAAAUAAUUUUAAGGCCACGCAAGCGCAGCAACACACGAUAUAAACAACAACACCCCUGAUCCGCAACAAUAUUUACCUCCCUGGAAGCAGCGAUUAAAAUUCAACACUGAUUAAAACUACCACACAAUCAGUAAGCUCAUUUUAAAAAGCGAUUAGAUGCGUAAAAGACAACAAAUUCAAAAACAAGCAACUAAUAUAACUAACACAAGAACAAUGAGACAAAAGAGUAAAGACCUUCAACAAAAGUAAGUAUUUAGAAAGACACAAAUCAAUCCCACCGCUGUGUCAGGGCUGUGAAAUUUGGAGGGAAAUAUCAAGAAACAGCAAGAAAUCAACAAAAGCCCACACUCGAACGGAUUGAUAUGAAGAACGGCUAAUCCAAUCCGCAAAAAAAUAGACGGAUUUUAAAGGAGUGUAAUCAAUGAAUAAAACCUCCUAUUCUGAAGGCUAUCCGUUGCGUAAUUUGGAUAAAAAGGGUGACUGAUCGACGAUGAUCUUACUGGUCCCACAGAAAAGAUGGCGGUCCCGCCAAACAGCCCUCGGCACAAAGCGGUAAAAUUACACAAUUACGCACACAAAACGCUCUAGAGGUUUACACAAACAGAUAAAGGCAACAAUAAAGCACACACACUUACGAUCAAAUUAGCGAAAAAUAGCGAUAUUAGCCUAGCGUUUUGUCUUUCUUCACCUCUGUUGUUCUCUCCUCGAUGGCGUCCCACGCUAAUCUGCAGAAGCGACGCGAAGCACUCACCCGUUGCUAUGUGACGUCACACUGGCACGCAGAAUGGGUCAAUAAACGUAAUUGGAAAACAAUCGAGUCGCCCCCUCCCUCCUGGCUUUGACGCAGACGGACGGCUAUUCCCUGCACCAAAAACAAAGGGCAUGUCAUUAACGUCUACUCUGUGAUGGUGUGCGUUUACUAAUACCGUUAAACCGAAUGAACCGAAUGAACAUGUUAUAUUCAAAUGUUCCAUUGAUCCAACCAGUUAUUAUAAUUUCUAAAUGGUAAUUUUUUUACUGCAGUCGUACCGUUGUCAAGAAUGGAAUUUACCACCAUCCGUCCAAGAAAACGAAGACACGUCUUAAACGACACUUCAGUUAGCAUCACAAUACAAGACGUGAGAAAAGAAAUCACAAAGCAGUUUGAACAACUUAUGCCCCUCAAGUACUGUAAGGCAAGUGAAAAGGUCUGUCCUGCAGGCCUCCCCGGACUCCCUGGUACCACUGGUGCAAAGGGACCACGUGGCAGGAGGGGACCGAAGGGAAAGAAGGGCUCUCGAGGCCCCAUGGGACCACCUGGAAAAUCCGGGAAAACAGGAAUCACGGGUCCUACUGGACCGAGAGGAGAAAAGGGAGACAAGGGAGGACCUGGGCCGAAAGGCAUGCCGGGACCACCUGGAAGGCCUGGAAAAUCAAUAUCUGCACCACAAGUAAUGUUGUCACCGGCAGAACAGACAAGGGAUGAAGGACGAAACACGACCUUUUAUUGCACGGUAGGAGGAAAUCCUAGCCCUGCCGUCGAAUGGCGAUUUAGAAGCAGAAACCUUGUAGCAGGAGCAAAGUAUUUGAUUAAAGAGGGAGAGUUGAUUGUUAUGAAUCUGAACUACAGCGAUGCUGGGCAGUACAUAUGCCAUGCCAGGAACAUUCUUGGAUCAUUUGAGGCCACUGGUAACUUGUCUGUUAGAGGUAACAGGAAAAUUGAAACUUCCGAUGAUCACUGAUGCCUGUGAACUAAAAGGCGAGAUCGAAUCAUACUUAUGGCUGAGAUUUUACUGGUCACCUUAUUUCUUGUUACUUUCAUUAUUUUUAUAUUUUCUUCUUGUGUUUUGCUUUUGUUUGUUUGUUUGGCUCUUUUUUACCAUUUUUGUCUCACUGUCAACUUAUACAAUACGGCUGAAAUUAAUCUUUAUAAAUAUUUACAAAUAUGAUGACUUAAAACUAAGCAUCAUCUUGUAGAAUUGUGCUUUGCUCUGUUGUCCAAAAGCUUACAACGUUUGUUUCUAUAAUUUGUUUUAAACAACUUGUUUAUCUUCUAUCAGGUCUUCCAAUCUUCUCAAAAGUUCCGCCAUCACUCGCUACGCCAAUAGAGCGCACUACCUUUCAAGUAGUUUGUCAAGCUGAAGGUUUUCCUCGUCCCGUUAUAAACUGGAGUAGAGUUGGAAUGCCUUUGCCAGCUGGAAGGGCUGAAGUAAACCAAGGGACACUAAUCAUUAAGAAACUGAUUCCUGCGGACAGUGGUUCGUACGAGUGCAUUGCAACGAACACAAUGGGAACAAAGAGGGCAAGAACCAAUGUUGCAGUACAACGAAAACCA